This is a messenger RNA of Tachysurus vachellii, 659 nucleotides long. Its product is annotated as protein PIGBOS1. The record is from RefSeq and is a predicted model, not a curated record. NCBI's taxonomy places the organism in Eukaryota, Metazoa, Chordata, Actinopteri, Siluriformes, Bagridae. The transcript is spliced from 2 exons. The coding region runs from base 84 to 251 and encodes 55 amino acids.
AGUUGCACUUUUCCAGACACGGUUUGGGACGCACCCACUGUUUAUAAGACUGGAGCUAGGCUAACAAGACAAGUUUGUUGACGAUGUUUUUUAGACGGAUACCGUUUAAUCAGAUCGCCUUCGCGACUGUGGUCGGAGUUGGAGGAGGGAUUUAUAUCUACAGACCCAUGUUUGAGCAUCACAGCAAAAACACAAGUGAAGAAAAUAAAACUCAGACUGAAAAUAAAGGACAAAACAACACGGACAAGUGACUGGAGGACAGGAAAAGUGGAAGAACAUGACGAGGAGGAGCAAAGAUCAGAAAAGGGAGCAUCACUUUCUUCAUCAUCAUCAUCACCACCAUCAUUAUACUUCAAAUUAAUGUUAAUAAAAGAAGGAUAAAAAGGGGACAAUUUGAUAAAGAUGAUAAUACAUGAGUCAAAAGACCCACAAGAAUGAUUAUUAAUAAUAAUAAUAAUAAUAAUAAUAAUAAUAAUAAUAAUGAUGAUAAAGUUUUAAUGUUCAACAAGAAAGUUGUUUCUCUGUGAAUUCUUGGAUCUUGUUUUAAGAUGUUGUCAUUGCGUAGACUUAUUUAUGAUUCUGGAUACAUUGGAAUUUAUGUGAUUUGUGUGAAAAUCCCAUCAUUUCAGCAAUAAAAACAAAACAGAAAACCUGUGUAA